Paramormyrops kingsleyae is the source of this 5468-nucleotide messenger RNA. NCBI's taxonomy places the organism in Eukaryota, Metazoa, Chordata, Actinopteri, Osteoglossiformes, Mormyridae. The record is from RefSeq and is a predicted model, not a curated record.
GCGAAACCUCCGCGAAAGACCCGCCCAACUUCUUUCAGCAUUGGCUGUCAUUCAACAAUUUUAGGCGUAUCCCUUCUUUGCGAUUGGUUCCGAGCCACAUCAGUCACCGGCUCACGGCUCCCCCCUCCCCUAACCCAGCGCGAGAAACAAGGUUAAAAUGACUGGGAAAAGUUCUUUAAUAAUUUCUCAUCCAGAGCUUAGGAGCGCCGCUGUGUCACCGCGAGACAUCCGCUGACAGCCCUCCCCUCGGCCGCGGACAGGACGCGACGCCCAAAUGCCAUAAUUUCCCAGAGGAUGAAGUACAGCCUGGCUUCGUGAGGAUUGUGGAGUUCUUGGCUACACUUGGCGUUUAUUAUCUGUACGCCGCAAAGUGCUUAGCGUCGGUGCCAGGUGUCUCUCGCCGGGCUGGGGAGAGCGCUGGCCCUGCCUUCGCCGCGAAAACACUGCGUGUUAAGGAGUACAAGUUACCGACUGGCAGUCCCCCGUUGGAGCAAGAAGAAACCGAGGUGGUGAAUAUUACACAGGCAAAUUUCUCCAUCCGUUCACUAACGCGUGGUCUUAAUUAUAGUUUUUUUUUUGUUGUUGUUAUGCAAAUUCUUAAAUUUUUUCGUCACGAACGGCUGAAAUAAUGAUAAAAAACUAACCAGAUUCACCUGUCUGUUGGCUGGCAGCCGACCAGACGUCACGUCGGUUUAGGUUCAACAGCAUGCCUACUUGUUACGGUGAGCAUGGCGCGGUUUGUUUGUCGCUCGUGACAGACUGACUCCAGCUCGCGGUUCGUCACGCUUCGCCUCGGCUGCUCCCACCUUUUAUCGGCGCGCUACACUUUUAUCGUUGCUUUGCAGUUGCAAGAAUCACAUAGGCGCGCGGUAGCCUAACCCCGCGCAGAACAACAUGCAUGACGUGGACGGGGAAUCUGGUGACAGGGUGUUGUGCACUGUGGGAAUAUUUAUUGAAUAUACCAUAGUAGACCAGCAACACAUUUUAGUCCCUCCCGUGCUGCGAUCACAUCUGGGUGCCUGAUUUUGGCUACAUUGUAUCGCUGAUUUUAAGCAGCGCUGAAUCUGCAACCAAAGACGUUUUGAAACUGGAUGCAUUUUCCAUGCGUUGCCAUGUAUGAAUAAAUAAAGGGAUACUUUUAAAAAGUGUUACAGUUCAAGGAAUGGCAUGCGUAAUGAGCAUAGAGAUUACUUCAUCUUCGAGUCUACACUGCACCGCGGCUCUUAUGUUUAGUGUGAUUGUGUACUAGGAGGGGGGGGGCAAACACGUCCGGGAAACAACAUAAAUUUCAUUUCUGAUAAGACUUUCGGAAAAGCAUUCGCGGUGAAGCCAGCAUGUCUAAAACGCUGAAAAAGAAGAAACAUUGGUCCAGCAAAGUGCAAGAGUGUGCCCUAUCCUGGGGGAACGCCGGGGAGUUCAGCUCGGCUGUGGAAAUUCGCGGGGGAGCCGACCUCGGAGAGUUUCCCCACCUGGGCCAGGUGAUGUCGGAGGUGUUGGUGUGUCACAUCGGCAGGCUGCCCAGUCCGGGAGACGUCCUGCUGGAAGUGAACGGCACCCCCGUCAGCGGGCUAACAAACCGCGACACCCUGGCUGUCAUUCGGCACUUUCGGGAACCCAUUCGCCUGAAGACUGUUAAACCUGGCAAAGUGCUCAAUACGGACCUACGCCAUUACCUCAGCCUGCAGUUCCAGAAGGGCUCUCUGGACCAUAAACUCCAGCAGAUCAUCCGCGAUAACCUCUACCUGCGUACCAUACCAUGCACCACGAGACAACCCCGGGAGGGGGAGGUUCCUGGGGUGGACUACAACUUCAUCAGCGUGGCGGACUUUCGCGUCCUGGAGGACAGCGGCCUUCUGCUGGAGAGUGGAACCUAUGACGGUAACUACUACGGAACCCCCAAGCCACCUUCAGAGCCCAGCCCCGUGCAGCCCGACCUUGUGGAUCAGGUUCUGUUUGACGAGGAGUUCGACAAUGAGCUGCAGCGAAAGCGGACCCCGUCCGUCAGCAAGAUGGAGAGGACGGACAGUGCCGCCCCUGAGGAAGAGGAAGAUGAGGAGAGGACCCCUCCUAUCAAUGGGCUGACAGAGCACCAGGAUGGAGGCUCAGAGUGGAGGAAGAGCGUCCCCAGCUACACCCAGUCCAACAACACCAUGGACUUCCGUACAUGGGGCUCUCUGCCCAGGGACGAGAGCCAGGAGCCGCUUCCCAAGAACUGGGAGAUGGCCUACACAGAAACCGGCAUGGUCUACUUCAUCGAUCACAACACCAAGACCACCACCUGGCUGGACCCCCGACUUGCUAAGAAGGCCAAGCCCCCAGAGAAGUGUGAGGAUGGAGAGCUGCCUUAUGGCUGGGAGAAGAUCGAGGACCCCCAGUACGGAACCUAUUAUGUGGAGUGAGCGGCAGCCAUGUUGAUCUUUGCUGGCCUUCACGGGCGUCCUUCUCCCCCAGGCGACGUGAUUGCGGACAUUAAUGGGACGUGCGUCCUGGGUAAGACCCACGCAGAGGUGGUGCAGAUGUUCCAGUCCGUCCCGGUGAACCAGUAUGUGGACAUGGUUCUGUGCCGGGGAUACCCGCUGCCCGAGGACACCAACGGCAGCGAGGAGGCUGGGAGUGAGGUGGCGGGCAUGUCCCACGAGAAUGGCUCCCCGGACGUGCCCUACGUGACGACGGGCCCGGGGGGCCAGGGGGGGGGUGGCCGGCAGCCAGAGGUGACCGACCCGACUCUGCUGCAACCCGAGCUGGUGAGCGUGCCCCUGGUGAAGGGCCCUGGCGGAUUCGGCUUCGCCAUCGCCGACUGCCCCCUGGGUCAGAAGGUAAAGAUGAUCCUGGAUGCGCAGUGGUGCCGCGGCCUGCUGAAGGGCGACGUCAUCAAGGAGAUCAACCGGCAGAACGUGCAGACGCUGAGCCACGCCCAGGUGGUGGACAUCCUGAAGGACCUGCCGGUGGGCAGCGAGGUCAACGUGCUGGUGCUGCGAGGAGGUCAAACGUCUCCUGUGAAGUCUCUCAAACCUGGGACUGUCCCCGCUGCACCGAAAACAGAUGUGACCACCAGCACAGAGACACUAGCACCUACAGACGCCACCCCCCAACCCCUGCCCUUCCCCCCUAACAUCCUGCGCUCCAACUCGCCCAAGCUGGACCCCUCUGAGGUCUACCUGAAGUCCAAGGCCAUACUGGAGAGCAAACCUCCCAACACUAGGGACCUGGACGUUUUCAUCAAGAGGAACCAAGAAUCGGGCUUCGGGUUUCGAGUUCUGGGUGGGGAAGGUCCUGAUCAACCUGUGUACAUCGGUGCCAUCGUGCCCCUGGGCGCUGCGGAGAAGGACGGCCGCCUGAGGGCGGGCGACGAGCUCCUGUGCAUUGAUGGUGUGCCAGUGAAGGGCAAGUCCCACAAGCAGGUGCUGGAGCUUAUGACCAACGCCGCACGCAACGGACAAGUCAUGUUGACCGUCCGCCGAAAGGUGGUCUAUACAGACGGCCCAGGAGGGAAGGAGGGCAGUAGCCAGCAGCCGAUCCCCACGCUGGUGGAGGGGUCUCCCAAGCUGGCCCGCGUCGACAUUCCCAGCCCCGGGUCCCAUGAGUCCUACGACAUCACGCUGCAGCGGAAGGACAACGAAGGCUUCGGCUUUGUCAUCCUUACCUCGAAGAACAAGCCACCACCAGGAGUGAUACCUCACAAGAUCGGCCGAAUCAUCCAGGGGAGCCCCACCGACCGCUGCGGCCAGCUUAAGGUGGGCGACCGGAUCUCUGCGGUCAACGGUCAGUCCAUCGUGGAGCUGGCACAUAACGACAUCGUGCAGCUCAUCAAGGAUGCUGGCAAUACCGUCACACUCACUGUGGUGCCAGAAGAUGAACACAGUGGACCCCCUUCGGGAACCAGCUCAGCCAAGCAGAGCCCAGCGCUGCAGCAUCGAGCCACAGGACAGCAGACCACCGGUCAGGACGACAGGUUUGGCAUGGACACCGAGGAGAAAAGGGAUGGAGCUGCCCGCGCGGAGUACAAGACGCUCCCUCUCAGCGAGCAGGGCACCACGACCACCGCAGGCCUCAAGCAGGGCUGCUGUCAGGUAGAGCUGGAGAGGGGAAUGCGCGGGUUUGGCUUCAGUCUGCGCGGAGGGAAGGAGUACAACAUGGGCCUGUUCAUCCUACGGCUGGCGGAGGACGGCCCGGCGCUGAAGGACGGCAGGAUUCAUGUGGGGGACCAGAUAGUGGAGAUCAAUGGGGAGCCUACACAGGGCAUCACCCACACGCGGGCCAUCGAACUCAUCCAGGCCGGGGGGAACAAAGUACAGCUGCUCCUGAGACCCGGCCUGGGCCUCAUUCCAGACCACAGUACAAGGGAUAAAAUGAAUGUUGCAUCCAGCGGCUUUCUGAGGAGAUCAGCCUCAGAUGAACUACCAUCUUCCACUUUCCCAUUCUCAAACUCCUUCUCCACUACUGAAGGCUCUUUCAGUGUCCCCAUGUCCAUCACAUCCAGAGAAGGGGAGACCCCCGGAUUGGACACUGCCGCCUCCCGUUCUGGGGUCCCCGAAUCGCGAUCCAGCUGGGCUCUCGGCCUUGACAACAGCAGACCCAUCACUGACUCUUUCCGAGAUCAGUCUGGCACGGCACAAGGACAGCAGCCCCAGAAGACCAAGCCAACCACCAGUCUGGAGAUCCAAGAGCUAAAAUCCUUCCACAGGAAGAUGGAUUCCAACGGCUCCUCAAAAGACAGACCCGCGAAGAAAAGUGAUGGAGUGCAGCCGGAACGAACCCAUAGCACACGGAAAACUGAGAGAACCCCAUCUGCCCUCAAUGAAAGCAAGGUCAGUCCCUCCGUGUCCCUCAGCCGAAGGGACACUGAGCCCAACCUGGAAGGAAAGUCACGUACCCAGAGAGAGCCCCGCCCCCCCAGCCCUAAGAAAUUGGCUAGGAAGGAGCAAGAGGGUGUUGCCAAGCAACCCUCAAAAACCCAUGAUGAGCAGCCGAGGAGGGCAGGGGGGCAACAGCCCAGUAAUGCUGUCGGGGAGAGCAGAGAGAAGAAAGUCAAGGAGGACGAGCCUAAACGCAGGCAGGAGAGGGAUUCAAACUGGGGGGAAGGGGCCGGACCCACAGGCGAGCCACGCAGAAAGGAAAAAGAGGUAGAGCAAAGAGAAAAGGCAGGGGCGGAAGAAGAGAGCACACUGAGUCGUAGGGGGCACAGGGAGAAGGACAGAGAGAGAGACGGGGAUCGAGAGGGCAGGGAGGCCAGGAGGAAGGGGCCAGUGGAGCAGAAGGAAUCCACCAUUCAGGCACUGGACCCUCAAUACAAUGAAUCUGCCGGUGGUAAGAAAGGAUCCAUUACCCCUGGCCCAUGGAAAGUACCCAGCUCGGGAAAGACUCCAUCCCACUCUGAAAUGUGAUCGGCUGCAUGGCAUUAUGGGAUAUGUGUUCACUGCAACACACAGCUGGAGGGAAAGAUGAAGCAUGUGGCAUGAUGUAACCCC